This is a messenger RNA of Spodoptera littoralis (African cotton leafworm), 639 nucleotides long. Lineage: Eukaryota; Metazoa; Arthropoda; Insecta; Lepidoptera; Noctuidae. The record is from the annotation of a GenBank genome assembly.
AUGAAUAUUUUCCGUUUACUUGGUGAUUUAUCCCAUCUUCUAGCUAUCAUAAUAUUACUACUUAAAAUAUGGAAAACCAGAUCAUGUGCGGGCAUUUCAGGAAAGUCGCAGAUACUUUUCUCUGUUGUUUACACGGCGCGUUACUUGGAUCUGCUUACCAAUUACAUCUCUGCAUAUAAUACGUUUAUGAAGAUGGUGUUCAUUAUGGCCUCAUACGCGACUGUUUACCUGAUGUAUGUCAAGUUCAAAGCGACAUAUGACCACAACCACGACACUUUUAGGAUCGAGUUCUUACUGAUACCUACUUUGGUGCUGGCUUUGUUGAUAAACCAUGAAUUCACAGUAAUGGAGGUACUAUGGACGUUCUCUAUUUACUUGGAGUCUGUAGCUAUUUUACCACAAUUGUUCCUUGUGUCGAAGACUGGAGAGGCUGAAAGUAUUACAUCCCACUACCUAUUUGCUCUUGGAUCAUACAGAGCUCUCUACCUCUUGAACUGGGUGUACCGCUAUGUUGUGGAGGAUCACUACGAGCUGAUUGCAAUCAUCUCUGGAGUUGUGCAAACUGUGCUGUACUGUGAUUUCUUCUAUCUGUACAUUACAAAAGUAUUGAAAGGAAAGAAACUGCAGUUGCCGGCCUAA